AUGGGAGGAAUAGGAAAGACGACUCUAGCUACUGCUCUUUAUGACAGAAUCUCUCAUCAAUUUGAUGCAUGCUGCUUCAUCGAUGAUAUAAGCAAAGUUUAUAGAAAUGAAGGUCGAUUGGUGCUCAAAAGCAAGCACUACAUCAAACUCUUAGCAAACAGCACCUUCAGAUAUGCAAUCUUUACAACAAAAACUAAUUUGAUACGACUCAAGCUAGGUCAUAUAAGAGCCCUUCUAGUUCUUGAUAAUGUUGAUCAAGUUGAACAGCAGGAGAAAUUAGCUGUGAGUAGUGAAUGUUUAGGUGCUGGGAGUAGAAUUGUUAUAACUUCUAGAGAUGUUCAUAUCUUGAAAGAGUACGAAGUUGAUGAAAUCGUCAAUUAA
Medicago truncatula (barrel medic) is the source of this 381-nucleotide messenger RNA. RefSeq names its product disease resistance protein RRS1B. Gene Ontology annotation, molecular function: ADP binding. The record is from RefSeq and is a predicted model, not a curated record. Bases 1 to 381 code for a protein of 126 amino acids. Lineage: Eukaryota; Viridiplantae; Streptophyta; Magnoliopsida; Fabales; Fabaceae. Gene Ontology annotation, biological process: defense response. The transcript has a single exon.